UAGCGAAUAAUUGACUUUGCGCCAUGGAGAUCCGGGGUUUGGCAUUCUUGCUUUUCCUCUGGGUCAUAUGGACGCUAUCGGGCCUCUGUGCCCUGAUUGCCUUGACUGUCAUCCCAGGCCAUGUAAAAUAUCCUUACAUCAGUGACACGGGACGAGCAUUCCCCGAAUCGGUGGUCUUUACAGUGGUCUUCUUAAUAUCUGCCAUUCUAGGAGCUGGCAACGCUUCCAUCAUGUACCGGUUCAUGAUCAUCCGGUCUGAACAAUCAGAGAGGCGACAUAUCAUCUGCCAGAGAAUCCUCUAUGUCGUUGCAUGGAUUGGCUGCAUUGGGACCAUUGUGACCGCCAUAGUUUCGGAUGUCCAUAUUGAUGACAUUUAUUCCUCUGCUUUUGUUCUAGAUGAGGAUGAGUCCUACAGUCCACAGGAUCGGCGCCGGACCGGCAUUUGUCUUUUGUGCCGUUUAUAA
This is a messenger RNA of Bufo gargarizans (Asiatic toad), 464 nucleotides long. RefSeq names its product DNA damage-regulated autophagy modulator protein 1-like. Gene Ontology annotation, biological process: photoreceptor cell maintenance; regulation of autophagy. The transcript is spliced from 4 exons. The coding region runs from base 24 to 464 and encodes 146 amino acids. Gene Ontology annotation, cellular component: lysosome. NCBI's taxonomy places the organism in Eukaryota, Metazoa, Chordata, Amphibia, Anura, Bufonidae. The record is from RefSeq and is a predicted model, not a curated record.